AUGCGUUCAUUCUUAUUAGAACUAGCACAUUAUAUAACAUAUCAUAUUUAUUUAAUUGACACUAAAAAUAAUGAUAAAACAUUUUCAGACAUGGAAAAUUGGAUUGAAGAAAUUAAAUUAAAUAUUAAUGAAAUUAAAAUUGAUGAUGAACAAAUUGUAGAACAUAAAAAUGUUUCAGAAAGUUCGCAUUUAAUGCAUAAAAUACAAACAGCAAAAGUAAAGAUGUCUCAUAUUGUUGAUAGUGUAAAACGUACAGCAACAACAACAAUAUAA
Didymodactylos carnosus is the source of this 273-nucleotide messenger RNA. The record is from the annotation of a GenBank genome assembly. NCBI's taxonomy places the organism in Eukaryota, Metazoa, Rotifera, Eurotatoria, Philodinida, Philodinidae.